GAGAUAAGAGUAAGAGAGAGAGAGAAGGGGAAGAGGGAAACAAAUAAAAGAAGAUAAGAGAUUGCUGUGUUUCUUAAGUUCUCUCUUGCAUUUGAGAUAUAUAGAUUUUCCAGUAAUGGAGAAAGCUCUGAGCAAAGUGGGGAGCAUCAAAGCUGGUACUUUCUGGGUUUCCAAGAAAGCCAAACAAGAGAUCUCCAACAUCUCCCAAGAUCUCUCUAGCUUGACUAACACAGUUGAAGAGAAGGCAAAAUGGGUAUUCAAUAAGCUAAAAGCAGGAAAACCAACAAAAUCUUUGGCGGAUUUGCUUCGGGAACACAACCUUCCAGCGGGGCUGUUCCCCCAAAACAUCACGUGCUACGAAUACGACGAGGUCACAUGUAAGUUGGUGGUGCAUUUGCCGUAUCCCUGCGAGCUGUGUUUCAAGGACUCGUCGGUGAUAAGGUACAGCGGGCGGCGCGUGAAAGCCACUCUUUCGCGGGGGAAGCUCGCCGGAGUGGAAGGAAUGAAGACGAAGGUUUUGGUGUGGGUUAAAGUGACGAGCAUCAACGUUGAGAGCUAUAAGUCGGAUAAAGUGUGGUUCGUCGCCGCCGGGGUGAAGAAGUCACGACCCAAAGACGCGUAUGAAACGCCUCGCGACGCCAUUAAAGUGGAUGAAUUUUGAACGCUCAAGAAACAGAUCAGAUACAGAUCGGAUAUAUGCAGGUACAUAUAGACAGAGAUAAUGUUGUUUACAAUGCCAAUGGGCACUGUGCUUUUUAUUACAAAUAAAAAGAAGCGGUCACAUUUUGUAAACAAAAUGUUAUUUAUAAAAAAGAGAAGUCAUUAUUUCUCCCUAUUACUUCUUUUGCA
Messenger RNA from Ipomoea triloba (trilobed morning glory), 849 nucleotides. RefSeq lists its product as uncharacterized. Bases 116 to 661 code for a protein of 181 amino acids. The transcript is spliced from 3 exons. Lineage: Eukaryota; Viridiplantae; Streptophyta; Magnoliopsida; Solanales; Convolvulaceae. The record is from RefSeq and is a predicted model, not a curated record.